CUCCAUCAUCACCAUCCCUCCAUUGUACACAGCCGCCCGCGGGACGUACCUUGACCGUCUCUCCAACCGCUUGCCGCCUUCAAUCGCCAUCUCGUCCUCCCCGACCCCGCGAGCGCGCGAUCCUCGAGAUGGCGCAGAUCCCCGUGCAGACCCUCCACAGGGACCCCCAGCUCUUCUACUGGAUUCUCAUCCCCAUCACCGUCGUCAUGGUCCUCACCGGCGUGCUCCGCCACUACGCCUCGGUGCUCAUGGCCACAGCCCCCAAGAAGCUCGAGGCCCGCGCCCUCCGCGAGCAGCGCGCCCUCGCCCGCGGCGUCGCCCUCCGCUCCAGCUACCACGCGCUCUCGCAGCGCGCCUUCGAGGCCCGCCGCGAGGCCCUCGUCGCCGGCUACGAGUCGGGCGCCUUCCUCAAGGAGCCCGAGCGCAAGGGCCAGCCCCCCGCCAACCCGUUGACCGACCCGAGCCAGAUGGACGGCAUGAUGGGCAUGAUGAAGAACAACAUGGCCAUGAUCAUCCCCAACACGCUCAUCAUGAGCUGGAUCAAUGCCUUUUUCAGCGGAUAUGUCAUCAUGAAGCUGCCGUUCCCCAUCACCAUCAAGUUCAAGAGCAUGCUGCAGGCGGGCGUACAGACCAAGGACAUGGACCCUCGGUGGAUGUCCAGCAUCAGCUGGUACUUUCUGUGCAUCUUCGGACUGCAGUUUGUCUACGUCUUCUUGCUCGGCAGUGACAAUGCCGCUAGCCAAAUGGCCCAGCAGAUGGCUGCACAGCAAAUGCCCAUGGGUGGCAUGGGAGGCCCCGGCCAGGACCCGGACAAGCAGUUCAAGGCCGAGGCCGAGAACCUGGCUGUCGUCGAGCACUACUCCGUCUUGGACGAUGUCGAGGAGCGUCUACUAGAGGGUAUCAAAUCGUAGAUUCAUGGUAGUGGCCGGAUAUAGACUGUGUACAAUACAAAAGUUGGCGUCUCGCACGCAGGUCAUGUCGCGCUCUUCAGCCUUCAUCCCACCAUAGGCACACGCCCA
This is a messenger RNA of Purpureocillium takamizusanense, 1019 nucleotides long. RefSeq lists its product as uncharacterized. Gene Ontology annotation, biological process: protein folding in endoplasmic reticulum. The transcript has 4 exons. Bases 129 to 911 code for a protein of 260 amino acids. Gene Ontology annotation, cellular component: EMC complex; membrane. The record is from RefSeq and is a predicted model, not a curated record. NCBI's taxonomy places the organism in Eukaryota, Fungi, Ascomycota, Sordariomycetes, Hypocreales, Ophiocordycipitaceae.